Messenger RNA from Penaeus monodon (black tiger shrimp), 2524 nucleotides. RefSeq lists its product as uncharacterized. Gene Ontology annotation, molecular function: neurotransmitter receptor activity; transmembrane signaling receptor activity; extracellular ligand-gated monoatomic ion channel activity. The coding region runs from base 33 to 2378 and encodes 781 amino acids. The record is from RefSeq and is a predicted model, not a curated record. The transcript has 7 exons. Gene Ontology annotation, biological process: chloride transmembrane transport; nervous system process; regulation of membrane potential. NCBI's taxonomy places the organism in Eukaryota, Metazoa, Arthropoda, Malacostraca, Decapoda, Penaeidae. Gene Ontology annotation, cellular component: synapse; neuron projection; membrane.
AGCUGAGCGUGGAGAAAUUGCGGGUGGUCGUGAUGUACCAGUACAAGUACUACCUGCUCUCCUCGUGGCUCCGUCCUCAUCACUGGUACUUCGUGUGCGUGAUUUACGACGCCACGAAGAACCAGUUCCACCUCUGGAUCGACGGCGAGCUCCUCGGCACCAGGGUCCUCACCUCGACGGACGUGACGCCGGCCUCCGAUCUCACCGUCGGCUACAUCGACCCGUUCCUUUUUGUGAACAGCUCCUUGAUCGGCAACGUGACUCAGUUCAACAUCUGGAGUCGCAUGCUGACGUCGCAGGAAGUCGAGGAUUUCUCCCACUGCCGUAAGUCUCCCGACGGGGACGUCAUCUCCUGGCGGAGGGAGUGGGAGCUCCGGAACGCCUCCAGGCACGAGGUGAAGAUGAGGAACCUGUGCCACCCCAAAAUGUCUCGCCUGUUCCGCGUGUUCCCGCCCAUGACCUUCCUGGAGGGCGCCUACUUGUGCGAGUCCCUGGGGGGCUUCAUACCUACGCCGACCAACCUGUCCCAGGUGACGCUCAUGGUCGCCCAGGCGCGGACGCUCAUACCGGCGUGCAAGGUCAUGUGGGCCGGGGUGACCGAGGAAUCGACGGAGGGCGAGUGGCGCUUCCACAGCGACGGGAGGCUCGCCCCGGAGCUGCCCUGGGCGGUGGACGAGCCCAACGGCCUGCACUACGAAAACUGUGGCGGCUUCGAAGCCGAGGGCGUCGUUGACGACCAGUGCUACGGCAGUCGCUGCCCUUCGUGCUUCUUGGCCAGCGAAGUGUUCCUCACGCUCAGGGGAUCCUGCGAGACCUUCGUCCACAACAUGAAGUUCCUGAUGACCGAGGAAGGGGACGAGAGGACUUUCGUCGGCUACGGCGACUACAGGAUCGUCAACAACGGGACGACGUGGGUUUGGGAGGACGAGAGCGCCAAGGAGAAAGUGGCUUCGCUGAUUCCUUCCGUGUACAACUACCCGAUGGGCCGCCGGUUAUGGCAGCUCGAGCGACCCAUGUGCGGCCAGGCAAGCGGGGAGUCGAGGACGCUCUUGUUCUCCGUCUGCCGCUCCGGCGAGUUCUCGUGCGAUGACGGAACCUGCGUGCCGCUCGACGUCCGCUGCGACCUCAAGUACGACUGCCGCGACCACACGGACGAGGCCAACUGCAGUCUCGUUCGCUUGCCCAGUGAUUACAAGAGCAGCGUAGCCCCUAGAUCAGCUGGAGAGGCCGAGGACGACCUGGGUCUGGAGGUCGCGGGGCAAAUAACGCUGGAGAACCUCCGCGUGGACACCUCCGCAAUGUUGCUCAAAGUGGCAUUCAACCUCACGCUGCUCUGGAGGGACAGUCGAGCCAUCUUUCUCAAUCUGAAGGAGGAUUCGAGCGUGAAUCAAGUAGAGGGAACUAAAAGUCAAGUGUGGGUGCCUACUGUCACUCUACUCAACGCUGUACACACUACCAAGGACUACCACACACACAUGACCGUUCACAGAGAAGGAAAUGCAACAGGGAUGGACAGCGCGAUGGCCGAGGAAGUGUUACUCUACCCUGGAAGAGCCAGUUGCUUAAUCAAUAGUGAGAAAUACCUGACGGAUUUCACUUGUGACUUCUACCUGGCCAGGUAUCCUUUCGACCGACAGUCCUGCUACUUGACUUUUAUGCUGAAUUCUGCUUCAGUCGACUCAAUCAGGUGGCAAAAGGACAAGAGUUGGGCUCGGUACACUGGAGGAGCCUUACUGAUGGAGUACUCAGUGGGUCCUGCCACUGCUCAGACCGACCAGAACAUCUUAAAGGUGCACGUGCCCUUAGCCCGUCGCCAUGGCUACGCUGUCAUCAACGUCUAUUUACCUUCCCUGACGAUGUUGGUAAUUGGGUACCUGACGCUUUUCUUCCUGAAGGACAACUUCGAAGUCAGGGUAAUGACGGCCCUGACGACUCUUCUGGUUAUGGCCACCCUCUUCUCGCAGGUCGCCGCCUCCUUACCCAAGACGUCGUACUUCAAACUGGUCGACAUCUGGCUCCUGUUCUGCAUCUUCUCGACCUUCUUCAUCAUCGUGUUCCACAUCCUCAUCGAUGUCCUCCGCAACCGGACUAAAGCCCACGACAGGUACGACCAUCUCUGUCACCGCGAAAUCCUCUUCACCAAGGAACGCCACGAGCUCACGAGACGACUCGCCCCUGGACCUCCUCACAGCGACGUCGUGCGCCUGAGGAAGUCGUCGGGGCUCCUUCACCACCCGAAGGAGAAGCGACCCGUCCUCCCCAAGAGGAUACGUCUGCGCAUCACCGUGGCGGAAAUGGAGAAGUUCGCCCGCGUUUUUAUGGCCAUCGUUUUCUUCAUUUUUAAUAUUAUAUACUGGAUCACUGCGUACGCCAUUUAGUGUUCAGAAGAGGACGUUGUGUGUAAUAUAGACUAGAACAAUGCUUAUGGUAUAUAGAAGUAACAACAUCGCUUUUGUGUUCGUUACUGUUCACAUUCUAUAUUAGACUGUUGUCUAUGCUAAUCAGAAACAGCAAGAUGAUUAGG